GGUCCGGCGCCCGCCGGCUCCGCCUUGAGGGCCCGAGACCUGUCGCUCCACCUGUUGGGGGUCCGGCGCCCGCCGCUCCGCCUGAGGGCCCGAGACCUGUCGCUCCGCCUGGGGGCCCGACGCCUGUCGCCCCGCCCGGGGGCCCGGUGCCUGCUGCCCCGCCCGGUGGCCUGCUGCCUGCUGCUUCGCCCUGGUAAUCCCGAUUCCUGCCCGAUGUGCCUCUGCCCGGAGUCCUGCCCGAUGUGCCUCUGCCCGGAGUCCUGCCCGAUUGUGCCAGUCUUUGAUAUCCCGCCAGUUACCAGACCCGGGCGGUGGAAACAUUUUGCCCAGCUAGGACUGUUUGGAGCGUCCUGAGGCCCGCUCCUUGAGGGGGGGUACUGUCAGGAAUGGGACUAGCCAGCAAUGGUGGGACUCACCUGCCUUUUGAUCUGCAGUACCAGGGCUGGCCAGCGGAUGCUCCCAGCAAUCAGAGACUCAACUUUGCAGCCAGCUAACACUGGAACUGAUUAU
Staurois parvus is the source of this 510-nucleotide messenger RNA. The record is from the annotation of a GenBank genome assembly. Lineage: Eukaryota; Metazoa; Chordata; Amphibia; Anura; Ranidae.